AUGGAGUGGCCCUACCAGUUCGUACACCUCGAUACAGCUGGUAGACACGAACGUCGUGUUCUACUUGACCGUUACGGGCUGUACGCACAACUCUCAGCAUUUACCCCUAUCGGCCUGGCUCUCAUGUUGAGGCUCACGCAGAGGACCUUCAAUAGAAUAACUGGUAAGAGGCUUUCCUACGGUGCUGUUCCAACUUUGCAACCUGCAACGCCGCCAAGGCAGACUACCGCUUCCUCGUUUGCAGAAAAGCUGCGGCGAUGGCUCUGGUGGCUGGGGAACGACAUUGAAAUUGCUGGACAGAGAUGGGGCCGGGUGGACCAACUCAUAUUCGGCGGGAUAUGGACGGCCUGGCUAAUGUUCUUGUGCGUGAAUGAGACUGGAAAUGAUUACUUCCUGCUCACGCGGAAGUUUGGUGCCAUCGGCGCUUCGCAGCUUCCAAUUCAGUACCUUCUGUCCUUAAAACGUCUGAGUCUAGUCGCACUCGCCUUUCACACUUCGCACGAGAACAUCAAUCGAUGGCAUCGCGUCCUGGGAUGGAUCAGCUACUUCUUCAUCUUCCUUCACGUUGGCGGUUUAGGUGCUGCCAUCUUUCGUGUGGUGCCUGUACUUGGUAUGCUGGGCCUUCUGGGCAUGACUUUUCUCAGCGCCACCACGAUCAAGGCCAUCAGACAAUUCUCCUACCGGGUAUUUUUCAUUACCCAUCUCAUUGUGGCCUUGGCUCUUCCACCCGCCAUAUGGUUUCAUGUACCGCACGGCCGGGCGUUUAUGGCCGACGCAUUCUUGUUUCUCAUCGCAGACUUAGCUGUGCGAAGAUUCAGCACUGUCAUAUGUCCAGCCACUAUCGACAUGAUCCCCGGCACCAGUCUCAUCAAGGCCGUGGUGGAGCUUCCUCCUGCAUGGCUGCGUCGCUUUGCCGCACAUCCGGCUUCUUAUGCCUACUUGAGCGUCCCACAAGCCACAUGCCUCCCGUCCGGAUUCAUAUCGAAUCCCUUCACAGUCGCGUCCGUGAAUGAAGAGACCGGGCAUCUCACAUUCAUCGCACGCCGCAUGCAUGGGCCAACAACGCAGACUCUCGCGAGGCUCGCUGGUGUGCACUGGCCUAAUACCAAAGCCACGCUCAGAUUGGACGGUCCGUACGGUGCCGCUGCGUAUCUUCCCGACCUGGCAGCUGGAUUUGACAAGGUCCUCCUAGUGGCCGGCGGAGUCGGGAUGACGUUCAUUAUGCCGCUGUUCGAGCACAUCACAAAGGAGAGUCCUGCGACACAAGCUCGACUCAUUUGGGCAGCGCGAGAUGUGGAUGAAGUGAAAUGGUCUCGCCUAGUAGGGGAAAACAGCCAGAUACGGGUGUUUCUAACCGGUCGCCAUGUCAAUUCCGACCCCACUGGCAGCUCAACCGGAUCUUCUGACGAGUCUAAUGACCUCGAGCUGGACCAACUCGAGAAGAACAGCCAACGGACAGCGGCAGUACUGUGGAAGGACGGCACGCGGCCCGACCUACAAGAGGUUGUAUAUGAGUUUUUAGGAGACAGCGCUCAUGAUCGGUGUGCUAUUGUCGUCUGUGGGCCGGCGCCGAUGGCGCGUGAGUUGAGAAAGGCCGUCGGGAUUCGGAUACAGAAGGGAAGGGAUGUGUGGUUUCACAGUGAGAGUUUCUGCUGGUGA
This is a messenger RNA of Penicillium coprophilum, 1659 nucleotides long. RefSeq names its product ferric reductase family protein. Bases 1 to 1659 code for a protein of 552 amino acids. Gene Ontology annotation, molecular function: ferric-chelate reductase activity. Lineage: Eukaryota; Fungi; Ascomycota; Eurotiomycetes; Eurotiales; Aspergillaceae. Gene Ontology annotation, biological process: copper ion import; intracellular iron ion homeostasis; iron ion transport. Gene Ontology annotation, cellular component: plasma membrane. The record is from RefSeq and is a predicted model, not a curated record. The transcript is spliced from 3 exons.